AGGGGCCAGUCCGGGACGCGCAUCCGCGAGGGAGCAUGAGACUCACGGUCUGCGUGCUGCUCUGCGCGGCCCUGGGUCUGUGUGUGGCCGUCCCUGAGAGAACUGUGAAAUGGUGCACGGUGUCAGAUCAUGAGGCCCAAAAAUGCUUCAGUUUCCGGGAUAAUGUGAUAAAAGUCCUUUCUGCGGAUGGUCCCCUGGUGGCCUGUGUGAAGAGAACCUCCUAUCUUGAGUGCAUCCAGGCUAUUAAGAACAACAAAGCAGAUGCUGUGAACCUCAAUGCAGGGUGGGUGUUUGAUGCAGCCCUGGACCCCUACAACCUGAAACCUGUUGUGGCAGAGUUCUUUGGAUCAAAAGACAGUCCACACACUCACUAUUAUGCCGUGGCGGUGGUGCAGAAGGGCAGCGGUUUCCAGCUAAACGAGCUGCUAGGCAGGAAGUCCUGCCACACAGGCCUGGGCAGGUCCGCCGGCUGGAACGUCCCCAUCAACUUGCUUCUCCCAGCUUUGCCGGAGCCCCGAGUGCCAAUUGAGAGUGUGGUGUCCAGGUUCUUCUCCGGCAGCUGUGUCCCCUGUGCAGACUGGAAAAGCUAUCCCCGCCUGUGUCAACUGUGUGCUGGGACCACGACCGACAAAUGCGCCUGCAACUCCCAGGAGCCAUUCUUUGGCGACUCGGGUGCCUUCAGGUGUCUGAAGGAUGGUGUUGGGGAUGUGUGCUUUGUGGGGCACAUGACGGUGUUUGAGAACCUGCCAGACAAGGCCGACAGGGACCAGUAUGAGCUGCUCUGUCCAGACAACACCCGGAAGCCGGUGGACUCAUACAAGGAAUGCCACCUGGCCCAGGUUCCUUCUCAAGCCAUCGUGGCCCGAGAUGUGGAUGGCAAGGAGAACUUGAUCUGGGAGCUUCUCAACAAGGCACAGGAACUUUUUGGCAAAGACAAGUCGGCAGGAUUCCAGCUCUUUGGCUCUCCUUAUGGAAAGGACCUGCUGUUCACGGAUGCCGCCCGAGGUUUCUUAAAGGUCCCCCCGAAGAUGGACGCCUGGCUGUACCUGGGAUACAAGCAGGCAGCACACAUUCAGGAUCUAAGGGGAGGUGAAGGCGACUCCCAGACGGUGGUGCGGUGGUGCGCCGUGGGGCCUCACGAGAGGGCCAAGUGUGACAACUGGCACGCUGUGAGUGGCGGUGCCAUAGACUGCACCACGGAGGACAGCCCCGAGGACUGCAUCGCAGCCAUUGUGAAAAGAAAAGCCGAUGCCACGAGCCUGGAUGGAGGCCACGUCUACACCGCGGGCAAGUGUGGUUUGGUGCCGGUCCUGGCAGAGAACUACAAGUCCAAAGAUGGCAGCGAGGAGCUCGGCUCGAAGUGUGCGGAUACGCCCACAGACGGUUCUUAUGCUGUAGCAGUGGUUAAGAAGUCAGAUGCCCACCUCACCUGGGACACUCUGAGAGGGAAGAAGUCUUGCCACCCCUCAGUUGGCACGUCUGCAGGCUGGCACAUACCCAUGGGCUUGCUAUGCAACCAGACCACAUCCUGUAAAUUGGAUGAAUUCUUCAGUCGAAGCCCCUGUGCCCCCAACAGCCAGGAGACCUACUACGGCUCUGCGGGAGCUUUCAGGUGUCUGGUGGAGAAGGGAGACGUGGCCUUUGUGAAGCACUCCACAGUCUUGCAGAACACUGACGGAAAGAACCCUGCCCCCUGGGCCAAGCAUUUGAAGCAGGAAGACUUCGAGUUGUUGUGCCUUGACGGUACCCGGAAGCCUGUGACGGAGGCUCAGAACUGCCACUUGGCCAUAGUCCCAAAUAAUGCGGUGGUCUCAAGGAAAGAGAAAGCUGAGUUUGUUCGCAGAAUACUCUUCAACCAACAGGAGCUCUUUGGCAGAAAUGGGUUUGAAUAUGCCAUGUUCCAGCUGUUCACGUCAUCUGGCAACGACCUGCUGUUCAGCGAUGACACGGAGUGUUUGGCCUCCCUGCAGAACAAAACGACAUAUGAGCAAUUCUUAGGGCCGGAGAACCUGAUGGCUGUUAAGAACCUGAGACCGUACUUAACUUCUGAACUUCUGGACGCCUGCACAUUCCAUGAAAAGUAAAGCCCAGUCAAGGAUUGGGCUUGUCGGCCUGGUGGACCACCUUCUCCCCUGUUUCCACGUGGGCAUGGUGGACCACCUUCUCCCCUGUUCCCACGUGGGCAUGGUGGACCACCUUCUCCCUGUUUCCACGUGGGCAUGGUGGACCACCUUCUCCCUGUUUCCACG
Echinops telfairi (small Madagascar hedgehog) is the source of this 2249-nucleotide messenger RNA. Its product is annotated as inhibitor of carbonic anhydrase-like. Gene Ontology annotation, biological process: iron ion transport; antibacterial humoral response. The record is from RefSeq and is a predicted model, not a curated record. Gene Ontology annotation, cellular component: plasma membrane; early endosome; recycling endosome. The transcript is spliced from 18 exons. NCBI's taxonomy places the organism in Eukaryota, Metazoa, Chordata, Mammalia, Afrosoricida, Tenrecidae. The coding region runs from base 36 to 2084 and encodes 682 amino acids.